This is a messenger RNA of Cylicocyclus nassatus, 228 nucleotides long. The record is from the annotation of a GenBank genome assembly. NCBI's taxonomy places the organism in Eukaryota, Metazoa, Nematoda, Chromadorea, Rhabditida, Strongylidae.
AUGGCCUGCGGCGAUAAUGUGUUUGGCUACGUCGGACCAACCACCACCGAAAAUAGAGAGGUCCCUGAUGAACCUCGUAUCAAAUAUGACGACUGGAUCCCACUCCAGCACCACAUGUCCUUCAUGAAAGGGAACGUAACGGAGGUGAGCAACUCCUGCUGUGGCGUGAAGUGGGAUGCUUGGGAAACGCAUUUGCCAAAAUCCGCUCUGAGGAAAAUGAAAAAUUAA